AUGCGACCGUCAAACGGUUACGAGCGAUUCGCUGAUCUUUUACGACUAACUGAGAGGCAGCGAAUGCUGGAGAGCCAUACUUGGGCCUCCGGAGGCUCUUGUAUUUUCGCAGGCCGCCUCUGUGGUGGCGGAGAGAGUUCACUGAACGGAGGAGGUGCCUGGGGUUCACCGCCGGGUGCUUCAAAUGCCGGUCAAAUCGCUGCUGCUGCUGGUGUUUCCGGGUGGAACACAUCCAAUCCCAUGUCUGUGAGUUCACAGCAACAACAGCAACAGCAGCAACAGCAGCAGCAAGUUUGGGGCAGUGGCCAAACCAGUAUGCCACCACCGGGACCACCGGGAAACGGACCCAGGUCCCAGGAUAUGGGCAAGGUUUCGCUAUCACAGUCGAGCGGAGGAGCGAUGAUAGUUGGACCAAGCGGUGGAGGUGCCGGACAGUCCGGCGGUACUGGUGGUGGUGGGGGAGGCUGGAAUCAGGUGGUGGCGCUGUUGCCGCCGGUGGUGCAGUCGGAGGAGGAAGUGCGUUGGUGGCCACGACCCCCUCUUCAAAGCUCGAGCACCUGA
Anopheles bellator is the source of this 561-nucleotide messenger RNA. RefSeq names its product loricrin-like. Lineage: Eukaryota; Metazoa; Arthropoda; Insecta; Diptera; Culicidae. The record is from RefSeq and is a predicted model, not a curated record. Bases 1 to 561 code for a protein of 186 amino acids. The transcript has 2 exons.